AGAUAAAUUUCUAGCACCUGCCGCCGGUUCGGUGCAUUUGUCGUAAAUCUAGAACAUGCGUUAUAGUCAAGCGGGAAGAAGAUAUUCUAAGCCAAAAUUGACAUGAUCGUCAAAUAGGUCUAUUUAUAGAUUGCCUCAUUUUUCAAGAUACCAUGAACCUGAAGAUCAGCACAGAAAGAGAGGAAAUGGAAGGAGCAGAUCAAAAGCCUCAUGCAGUUUGCGUUGCAGCCCCUUCCCAAAGCCACAUAAAGGCCAUGCUCAAAUUUUCAAAGCUUCUCCACCACAAAGGCUUUCACAUAACCUUUGUGAACACUGAGUUCAACCACCAACGAUUUUUGAGAUCGAGAGGCUCCAACUCCUUGGAUGGUAUCCCUGACUUCCGAUUCGUCACCAUUCCCGACAGCCUCCCUCCGUCGGAUCCCAACGCCACCCAGGACGUGGCUGUCCUUUGCGAUUCCAGUAUGAAGAACUUCUUGGCUCCUUUUUCCGACUUGCUCCGGAAACUUCACAACACUGAAAACAAUCCUCCGGUGACUUGUAUUGUCUCCGAUGGUUUCAUGGCAUUUACUGUUACCGCUGCUCAUGAACUUGGAAUCCCUAUUGCAAUGCUCUUCACUGUCUCUGCUUGCAGCUUAAUGGCUUUUACUCAUUUUUCUCAUCUCAGGGACAAAGGCUUCACGCCACUAAAAGAUGAGAGCUAUCUCACAAAUGGAUAUCUAGACACAGUUAUAGACUGGAUUCCAGGUAUGAGAGACAUCCGACUGAGGGAUCUCCCGAGCUUUAUUCAAACCACGGAUCCAAAUGAUGUUAUGUUCAAAUUUGUUGUUGAAGCAGUAGAGAGAGCUGCCAAAGCUUCAGCAAUCGUUGUUCAGACAUUUGACGCGUUAGAGCAUGAAGUUUUGGAUGCUCUCUACCCCAUGUUUCCUCGGUUAUAUGCCAUUGGCCCUCUACAACUUUUGCUCAAUCACUCACACAAUGACCCUUUGAAAUCAAUUGGGUAUAGUUUAUGGGUAGAAGAAACUGAAUGCCUUCAUUGGCUCAGUUCCAAGGCACCCAACUCAGUAUUGUAUGUGAAUUUUGGAAGUAUAACCGUCAUGACACCACAACAACUCAUUGAGUUUGGUUGGGGACUUGCAAAUAGCAAGCAUCCUUUCUUGUGGGUAAUUAGACCUGAUUUAGUAGUCGGUGAAUCGGCAAUUUUACCACUAGAGUUCAAUGUAGAAACAAAAGAAAGAGGUCUAAUAGCUAGUUGGUGUCCUCAAGAGGAAGUAUUGGACCACCCCUCAAUUGGAGGGUUCUUAACUCAUUGCGGGUGGAAUUCAACCAUCGAAAGUAUGACUGCAGCAGUGCCAAUGCUUUGUUGGCCAUUCUUUGCAGAUCAGCAAACAAACUCCAAGUAUACUUGCAAUGAAUGGGGCAUUGGCAUGGAGAUUGAUAAUCGUGCCAAUAGAGAGGAAGUGGAGAAGAUUGUGAGAGAGUUGAUGGAAGGAGACAAGGGUAAGAAAAUGAGGAAAAAGGUAAUGGAGUGGAAGAAAUUGGCCGAGGAGGCCAGUGGUCCACAUGGAUCUUCAUCCAUUAACCUAAACAAUUUGGUGAAUGAAGUGCUUUUAUAAAAAGCUUAUAUGUUUCACAAUAAUAAAGUGUUAUGGUGAUCAUAUAUAUAUAUGUAUAUAUAGAUGUUUUUAUUUUUGUUCAAUUUGUUUGUUUUGAUAAUCCGCAAGCUGUUGGACCUACUUAAUUAUAUUACUAUUUUUCCACCUUA
Corylus avellana is the source of this 1762-nucleotide messenger RNA. Its product is annotated as (R)-mandelonitrile beta-glucosyltransferase-like. The record is from RefSeq and is a predicted model, not a curated record. Lineage: Eukaryota; Viridiplantae; Streptophyta; Magnoliopsida; Fagales; Betulaceae. Gene Ontology annotation, molecular function: quercetin 7-O-glucosyltransferase activity; quercetin 3-O-glucosyltransferase activity.